Molecule: messenger RNA, 699 nt
Organism: Brenthis ino (lesser marbled fritillary)
Lineage: Eukaryota; Metazoa; Arthropoda; Insecta; Lepidoptera; Nymphalidae
Source: the annotation of a GenBank genome assembly
AUGUGUUCAGUAUGGCGUCACAGAGUAAUAAGUGCUUUUGUGAACUGUUUGCUCAUGAAGAAACUUAAGACGGCAGUUAGGAAGUGGCGGAUGAUGCGCCUCUUCCGUAAGAGGGACGAUUCAUCAGUGACGCGGCAAGCUUCCAUCGAUCCUGUGCCGUCCACUUCUGGCACUCCUGCGCAUAUCUCGCGACCGCCAGCUAAUCUUCUGCAAUUGGAGCCAGACGAAGGGCAAAAGCUAAGGGAACAACAGCUACGACAAUAUUCCUUCUUUCAGCUUAGAAUUCAUUUAAAAAGGGGUCAAAACCUUAUAGCCAUGGAUAAAAAUGGAUUGUUGUCAGGCACAAGCGACCCGUACGUGAAGUUUAAGGCUGGCGGCAGACUUUUACACAAAUCAAGAAUAGUGUAUCGCGACCUUAAUCCAGUAUGGGAUGAGUGUUUCACUGUACCUAUAGAAGAUCCGUUCCAACCGGUGCAAUUAAAGGUUUUCGACUACGAUUGGGGGUUGCAGGAUGACUUCAUGGGUUCCUGUCAUCUGGAUCUUACAGCACUAGAGCUAGGUCGAUCGCAAGACCUAGUGCUAUGUCUACAAGAUCCGAACAAACCUACCCAAGACCUGGGCGAAAUAGUGCUAAAUAUUACUCUAUAUCCGAAGUCACAAGAAGAUAAAGAGGCGUUGGUGUUGCGAAGCUACCUCUUC